AAAGUGAAAAAUCCCAAAUCAGUUGCCAGCCGAACGUCAAACGUGAAGCACGGUCGGUUGUUAUAAUCAAUAUACGAGUAUAUAUCCAUUUUUGCACCACCAUGAGUUCCGCGUCUUCGCGUCUGUUUGUUAAAACCAGACUAACUGCUCGCAUUGUGAUCGUGGGAUCGGGAUCCGCCGGAAUAGCUGCGGCCACCCGGCUCCUGGAGCUCGGAUUCCGGAAUGUUAUCCUCCUCGAGGCGGAGGAUCGGAUCGGCGGUCGUGUCCAUACGAUUCCCUUUGCCGAUAACGUCGUCGACUUGGGCGGCCAGUGGUGUCAUGGCGAGAAGGGAAACGUGGUAUACGACAAGGUCAAGGAUCUGAAUCUGCUGGAGGUCACGGAACCCCACUACGAGACCUACAGAUGCGUGCGAUCCAACAAGGAAGUGGUACCCGACGUCAUAGCCGAUCAACUGAAAGCUAUAGCUGAGAUGUCAAUACCAGACAGACAGACGGAGCUCCUGGACUUCGAGGGCUCCUUGGGAGACUACGUCAAUAUGAAGUACUGGAAGGAGCUGGCCAAGCUGCCGCCCAUUGAUCGCACCAUUGCGGAGGAGUUCCUGGAGGUGUUUCACAAAUUCGAAGCAUCUGUGGAGGGGGCGGAUCACCUGUUCGAAGUGUCCGGAAAGGGUCACCUGGAGUACUGGCUAUGCGAGGGCGAGCUGCUACUCAAUUGGAAGGACAAGGGCUACAAGAGCUUCUUGAGACUACUCAUGAAAGCGCGGGAUGAUCAGCCCGAAGAUCUCGGCAUGCUCAAGGAUCAUGUGCGGCUCAACAGAGGGGUUGCCGAGAUUAACUGGGCAGGAGCUGAUGAGCUUACCGUGCGUUGCUGGGAUGGCGAGCUAAUCACAGCGGAUCACGUCAUAUGUACUGUUUCCGUGGGAGUUCUAAGGGAGCAGCAUCCGAAACUAUUUGUUCCCGCCUUGCCAGCUGCCAAAGUGAGAGCCAUCGAGGGUAUCAAGAUGGGCACAGUGGACAAGUUAUUCCUGGAGUUUGAGAGUCCUCCGCUGCCUGCCGACUGGCCUGGCUUCAAUUGUCUUUGGCUGCAGGAGGAUCUGAAGGAACUGCGGGCCUCGGAACUCUUUUGGCUGGAGAGCGUUUUCGGCUUCUAUCCCGUCUCCAGGCAGCCACGCCUCCUGCAGGGCUGGAUCAUUGGUCCACACGCCCGGCACAUGGAGACACUUACCGAGGAGAAGGUGCUGGAGGGUCUGCUGUGGCUCUUCCGCAAGUUCCUGCCCUUUGAAACGGCCCAUCCUGUGCGAUUGCUGCGCACUCAGUGGCAUGCGAAUCCCAACUUCCGAGGCAGCUACACCUUCCGCUCCACCUACACGGAUGCGCUGAGAACUGGUGCCUGGGAUCUGGAGGCACCGCUCCAGGAUGUGGCCGGCAGGCCACGCCUCCAGUUCGCCGGUGAAUGCACCCACAAGCACUACUACUCCACGGUCCAUGGAGCCGUGGAAACGGGAUGGCGCGAGGCGGAACGAUUGCACCUCUACUACCAGGCGCGAACCUCUCAGCUGUGAGCUCACACCUGCUGAUUGUUUGAUGAUGAAUGUUUUCCGAAGCUGUGAAAUCAAGAUUGGCCACGGGCCACGGGCUAUGAAGCAUGGAUACUUAAUAUUUGUCUAGGCACAAGUUACUAUUGUGUUCCGUUGAGCCGUGGCGAGGAAAAUAUUUCUGCGCCUCUCGGGAGAAGAAGUUUUACGGCCGGAAUAAACAAUAAACAUGAGGAAAAAUAUAUAGGUGCUAUGGGUAAAUAAAAUAAAUAUACGCUUUUUGAUAUUUUUAUAAUUUUUUUGGAUAAGCAAAUUAGUAUUAAGUAUUCAUGAAUUACAAGAUAUGGAACAAUAAAAAAUACAAUUAAUGGUGUCAGUAAUGGUGCGAAAAUACAAGAUAGUAAAUGUUGAUAGUGUAAUAGGCAUUUAGUCGAGUCAAAAAUCUAAUCGGUUCAUCGGGUUUAGGGGGUUCUAAAGCGAAAAUUGCCGUAUCAAUACCUGGUAACCAUUUUAUAACUAUAAUUAAGCCUUCUAGAUUAGAUAUACAUUUUACAUCUCACGUGUUGUCGAAAGAGGCGUUUGGUUUUAGUCACCUCCUAAAACUAUAACUGUUAAAUGAUUCAUACAAUAAGAUAUACGUUAAUUUAGCAAUAUUUUACUGUGCACGUAGAUACUUAUGUACUUAAAUAAAAUACUUACUUACUUA
Drosophila santomea is the source of this 2241-nucleotide messenger RNA. Its product is annotated as spermine oxidase. The record is from RefSeq and is a predicted model, not a curated record. Lineage: Eukaryota; Metazoa; Arthropoda; Insecta; Diptera; Drosophilidae. The coding region runs from base 102 to 1562 and encodes 486 amino acids. The transcript has a single exon. Gene Ontology annotation, molecular function: polyamine oxidase activity.